UCUGUUUACAAUGGCUAUCGCUCGAGACUAUCAGAGAUGACCCAGAUAUUUCACUUCAUAGGAGCAAAAAUGAUGCAUAUACCUGCUCUUCUGCUACUAUUUUGCGCAACUUCUUCGGUGGUACGUGAAACUAGUGGUGGACGCGUUCGUCGUGCACAGAGAUGCCUUCCCGAGAAGAUAGACCUGUUUUUUGUUGUUCCAACGGCAACUGGUUUCGGAAUACAACUACCGGUGUUGCAAAUCGACCGCCGAUGCAAGGGCGAAGCUCAAUACAUCAUACGUUGGACACCUCGAGGCGAAGAGGCUCGCGAGGAAAGCAUCCCGUGGCAUCAGCAACAUUACGACGUGGAUGGACUCAAGCCAUGGACGACAGUAGAUAUUGAGGCACAUAUGGAGUAUAAGGACGAUGAGGAAGGAAAAGACGAACGUACCCCUCUGAUAAAAAAAGAAACUACAACGCUGAAAGGCACACCAUCGCCACCGCUGAACUUACGAGUGGAUGAGAUAGAGGAGAGAGCAAUACGGGUUACCUGGGAUGCUCCCGAAACACCGAAUGGUCCCAUCGACGGCUACGCCAGACGAAUCUGCUGGGGAGAGCAGCACUGCGAUUCAAGCGGGGCAACAGACUGUAAAAUGGAAUCUGACACAUACGACAAAAGUGCAGCGCACUUUACUGGCCUCAAGCCCCUCAUGUACUACGGCGUCACCCUCCGCGCUUUCAACGUGGUCGGCAAGCGCGAGAAACUGUACAGCCCCCGAACCAAGCUCUGCGUGAGGUUUCCUCCGCCACCUGUCAAACCAUUGGAAGAAGUCAAGAUUGAAUGUGAAAAAGAGCCAAAUAGAGUUUCAGUAUCUUGGGACCUCCCCAAGGAGAACGGGUCUGAAGUGUCCGACGUGUAUGUCGUGGAAAUUCAGGGACGAAAGGACGGAAAAGCAGACAUCGACAGGACUAUAAUGGCGAGCAAAAGCAGUGGGUGCGACGAUAGCACAUGCAGUACGACCGUCUACGAGUUAAAAGCGGAGUUCGAGUACAGUGUUUCCGUCAGACCACACAUCGAACACAUCGGACCUUUCGGGGAAGGAUACAUUGUUAAAAAUUGCCUGCUGCCUCCAAGCGCACCGCCUCCUGCAACAAAAGAGCCAUUCAGAAUUGAGAAUGACGCCCUGAACAAGACUGAAGCUGAAUUUGCUUUCUGGAAGGACAUGUACAGUGAUAUGAACGGCGACGUAUCUUAUUACGAGGUACUUGUUGCAGAAGAGAAUGAUUCUGAGAGGUGCGACCAGCCGACGGUGUGGAAAGAUGCCCAUUCGAAGUCACCGGUGCCCUGCUACUUCGCCACUCCAGCGCUUUGGAUGCCAUUUACGAGCGAUGACCAUUCAGGAGAAAGCAUGCCAUGCGCUUCGAAUGCAACUUAUGCCCAGUGUGUCGUGGGAGCAGAUACGAAAUGUGGCGAAGAUCGCUGCAACGGCCCUUUAAAAGAAAACAUCAAAUACGCAAUUCGGAUACGUGCUUACACAGCUGGAGGUCACACGGAGUCAGCUCCCUUGUUCGUCACGACGGAGAAGACCACAGGGAAAAAGAACGAUGGCAAAAGAAUGAGCAGUGAAGUCUACACCGUGUUCAUUGUGGGUAUUCUUCCGCUUACUCUUGCGAAGGUGCUGUUAGAAGGGCGGUGUACAGUUCAGUGUUGCUAGGGUGACACAGAGACAGUAGGGAGAUACAGAAAUUAAGCGAUUUCAGGAAAUUUCGAGCCACCAGAGGAAUCUGCCCCAGUGGACUUCAAGGAACCAUUGACCGCAAGAUGUGCAUGAUUGCGCUAUCGGACAGCAUAAAUUGAAUCAUGGGC
Molecule: messenger RNA, 1847 nt
Organism: Ornithodoros turicata
Lineage: Eukaryota; Metazoa; Arthropoda; Arachnida; Ixodida; Argasidae
Product: receptor-type tyrosine-protein phosphatase dep-1-like
Exons: 13
Coding region: 37-1695 (552 amino acids)
Molecular function (GO): protein binding
Source: RefSeq, a predicted model, not a curated record